ACGUCAGUUGCAAUUCAAGGAUCUAGCGCUAGUCACCACCCACUGGGGCCCACAUGCUGCAUGCUCCAGACGCUCGAGAGGUAUCAAAAAUGUAGUUAUAGCACAUUGGAAGUUAACGCUCCAACAAAUGAGACACAGAGCAGCUAUCAGGAAUAUCUGAAGUUGAAAGCGAGGGUCGAGAUUCUGCAACGUACUCAAAGGAACCUUCUCGGCGAAGACUUGGGCCCAUUGAGCACCAAGGAGCUCGAGCAACUCGAGAAUCAACUCGAGAUGUCAUUGAAGCAAAUCAGAUCAACAAAGACCCUGUUCAUGCUGGAUCAGCUUUCUGAUCUCAAAAGAAAGGAACAAAUGCUGGUGGAAGCCAACAAGGCCUUAAAAAGGAAGUUGGAGGAAAGUGGUAGAGAAAAUCUUCUUCAGCUGUCGUGGGACACAGGUGCACAAAACAUGUCUUCUUAUAAUCGCCAACCUUCUCAUUCUGAGGGAUUCUUCCAGCCUUUGGAUUGCCAACCAACACUUCAGAUGGGAUACCAUCCCGUGUAUGAAGAUCAGAUGACCGUUGCAACAAACCACGGACAAAACAACGUCCAUGGUUUCAUGCCUGCAUGGAUGACCUGAUAUUUAACAUGAUCUUUAAAAAGAAGAAAAAUCCUACCAUGUGGAUGAUGGCUUUUUCUCUACAUAUAUUAUUUGGGUUUUUGCACCUUUUAUUUAUUAAUGAAAAAGAAAAAAGAAAAGAAAAAAAAUAAGAGUAAUGUGUAUGAGAGUAUUUAUAUCUUUUAUAUUGUUGUCAAAGACAUGAAUAAUGACAGAGAUUUGGUGAUCAGCUUAUUGUCUGAAAGAAAAUCGUUACUGUAUUUUUCA
Messenger RNA from Magnolia sinica, 861 nucleotides. RefSeq names its product agamous-like MADS-box protein MADS2. Gene Ontology annotation, molecular function: DNA-binding transcription factor activity. Gene Ontology annotation, cellular component: nucleus. Lineage: Eukaryota; Viridiplantae; Streptophyta; Magnoliopsida; Magnoliales; Magnoliaceae. The transcript has 8 exons. The coding region runs from base 61 to 615 and encodes 184 amino acids. The record is from RefSeq and is a predicted model, not a curated record. Gene Ontology annotation, biological process: regulation of DNA-templated transcription.